Messenger RNA from Asterias rubens (European starfish), 1143 nucleotides. RefSeq names its product octopamine receptor 1-like. Gene Ontology annotation, biological process: G protein-coupled receptor signaling pathway. Gene Ontology annotation, cellular component: membrane. The transcript has a single exon. Gene Ontology annotation, molecular function: G protein-coupled receptor activity. The record is from RefSeq and is a predicted model, not a curated record. The coding region runs from base 1 to 1098 and encodes 365 amino acids. NCBI's taxonomy places the organism in Eukaryota, Metazoa, Echinodermata, Asteroidea, Forcipulatida, Asteriidae.
AUGGAGAACUUCACCAAUUCAUGGAUACCUGAUAGUGAACAGGACGAUUACUACGACGAAGAUUAUGAUGAAAGAAUCGUCGUGUACCAGAAUUUCUACGAGCGACAGAUCAUCGCUGCGUUGUUCAUCGUCGCGACGCUCAUCGGAACAAUCGGAAACUGUUUCGUCAUCGUCGCUGUGGCGUUGUCUAAGAAACUACGGACAACCACUAAUGUGUUUGUGGUGAACUUGGCCGUCUGCGACAUGUUGACGAGUAUGGUCAUGCCGUGGCAGGCCGUGGCCCUCCUUGGAGGUGACUCCUGGCCCAUCCCGGAGGCUCCCUGGCUCUGCCAAAUGGUUGGGUUUGUCACCAUAAUCACAUUUGGGGGCAGUGUGAACAGCCUUUCUCUAAUCGCCAUCAACCGCUGGAUUGGUAUCACCAAGUCGCGUCUAACAACUCGUCGUGUCUACUCCAAACGUAAGCUCGCUGGGAUGGUCAUGUUCGCCUGGUGCAUCCCCGUCUGCUGUGCCCUAACCCCCGUCCUUACAGACUUCGGAGAACUCGGUUACGAAAAACUCUACAGUACAUGUACAUGGGACCGGGACAACCUGUACUCAUUCUACUUUAACAUUCUCAUAACAGCAGCCUAUUAUCCCAUCCAACUGAUUCUGAUCGUGCUAAGUUACUUUUGUAUAUUCUGCUACGUCCGGGAGACGUCACGCAAGAUGGCGCGGGCAGACACCCCUUCCGAGCCCUCAUCCGUCUCGGCAAAGGUGAGUGGGACGAGCGGGCACCGGGCGAUGAAGCGCAAGCUAUGGAAACGUCAGCUCGCGGUCACCAAGAACUUACUCUACAUCGUGCUGGCGUACGUUGUCUGCUUGACGCCGUAUUUCACCGUCAUCAUAGUAUCAGCAGAUUGGAGCUAUCGGCUGACGCCAUGGGGUGGCAUGAUUCUGUUCUGCAAUAGCUGUAUCAACCCUAUCAUCUACGCGACUUCGCAUCCUGAUUUCAAGGAGGCGUUCGGGUAUAUGGUACGGUGCAGAAAGAUACCGAGAGGUGGGACGAGUCAGAAGUACCGAUCAACAACCACCAGCACGACCUCAGUUAAAACACAGUAGAAAGUUACAAUUUUUAACAUCUCCAUUGUUUGUUGUAUAACUUCA